AUGGCAUGGCGUCAGAAGAGGCCACAUCCUCACGGUCAAGGCUUCCGUUUCCCGGUCGUCAAGAAGGAGGAGGAAGAACUGCUGAGGGACCUGCCAGCAAAAGGUGGCUGGAUAUGGUCAAAACCAGAACUCAUCGAUGAUGACACCAAGGUGGCCAAGCGAGUUGCAUGGCUGAACAAGUAUGGCUGUCUGACCAAGCCCAUCGACUGGGCAGAGGUGGCCGACCUGCUCGACAGCCUCAAGGUGGCCCAUGCCAUGGUCCUCCUUAGGGAGCUGGAGAUGAAGGGCAACAAGGUAGCAGACCCAACUGGUUUCAUCAAGAAGGCGGUGGAACAGGCCGGUGGAGAUGAGGUCGACUUGGCGGGCGCGGACUCAGGACAGUCAGCAGUGGCGGAGAGAAUCGAAGAGUUGAACAGUGGAGGUACGUUGUCGGCUCAGAUUGAUGCCACCUCCGUUGUGGACGGACUUGAAAGACUUCCAGAAGAAGACGCGUUGGGACUGCUGCAAGAGGUUGCAGACAAAGGUCCAUCAGUCAAAAAUCCGACUGCACACAUUCGCUUCAAGCUCAAGGCGCGCCUGGCAGUACUUGGUGUGUCCCUCGAUGACGUCAGCGAGCACAGUAAAAUCUUGAAGCGCGUGGAGUGGCUGAACGACUACGGGGGCCUCCUUGAGGACAUCGAGUACAACAAAGUAGCCUCUGCCCUGGAGAGUGUUGGAACGGAUGCCGCUAUGACGAUACUCAAGCAGCUGGAGGAUCAGAGUACAGGUAUCGACAACCCAACCGACUUCAUCCUACGUUCAACCCGGCAGACGAACUCCCGUGCAGGAAGCGGCAACAGCAAACCGACGAAAGCUACCCGCAGAGAUGCUCCGGUGGCCGAGGCGGCGAGCGCACGAGAGAGCACCGAGCCGGUCACACCACUCCAGGCACUCAACGACUUCAUGAGCUUCCUGAACAAAGGUCCAGGCAAGCGACAGGACGUCAAGCUUGCUGAGGUGGCUGGUGCUUUGGAAGCCUUGGGAACGAAGAGAGCCGCGCGAAUCCUGCGCGAAAUGCGUGAAAAGGGAUUGGGUCUUGAUGAUCCCGUGAGCUACAUCAAGGCUGCGGCGCAGCGACACGGCUUUACAGUCGGAGUCAAAGCGGAAACUGCUGAGCCUGAGACUGCAGAAGACGUGGACGACGUCUCUAGACUCACAUCUCGCUGCAAGUGGCUGAACCAGUUUGCUGGCCUAGCACGACCCAUCAGCAUCGAUGAAGUGAUUGGUGCUCUCUAUUGCCUCGGCGUGCCUCAGUCGAUGUCCAUUCUCAGAGGACUUCAGGAGCGGGGUGCCAGCGUCCCGGACCCCACAAGAUACAUCAAGCAGGCUGUGCAGCGUGCCAACACCGCCAUCUCCGCGGAGGCAGAGGAUUCCUCAUCCGGAGUGAAGGAAGAACAUGAAGCUGAUAGUAGCCUCCACGCACCGUGGGCAGAGGAGGAGGAGGAGAUCUUCGAUUGGCCAGACGAGUCAGAGCAGGCAAAUUGGUGGGACGACGAGGACCUCACAGCGGAUUUCGCUGCAGCAGUUGGCGACGAGAACGACGAGGCCUGGCUCGACUGGUCAGCCGCCGCUGAGCCUGCGCCAAAGAAGCCGCGCACUGACGCAUCCGAAGCCGCAGCAGCUGCCGGGCGGCGAGCGGCAGCACGCCUUGCGGAGAAGAGGGAUGGGCCUCGCAGGGUUGUCGGCUCCGUGACCGGUUACACACAGCUAGUGCCAUCCCGUGCGACUGUGAAGCGCAGCUACGAAGGUCUGGUCAAGCAGGAGAUCCUAGAGAAGCAGGAGCCCGAAGAGGAAGAUGCGGUCCUGUCGCGAGACCAGCUCGCCGGUGUGGCGGCAGCGAGCAAAGCCACCUUGCUGCCCAUGUCGCCCCAGGAGAAGAUGAUGCAGGUUCGCAACUAUGCAUCGAAGCAUGCCCUGUACUUAGACGAGCAGUGCAUUAAGGCGCUUUCGCGCUUGCCGUUCUACCGAGCCAAAGAUCUCAUCGAGGAGGUACUGCUGGGAGGACGGCAACGGCAAGGCGUCUCAAACCCUUCCCGGUACCUGAUGGCUGCCGUCAAGAAGAUGUCCGUGGGGCUCGGCGUGGAGCAGGGCAUCGCCAUGGAGAUGGCUGUGUCUCUUGGUGUCGUUCUGAACAACGAUGCCUUGGAUGAGUUGGCCUCCAUCCCCAGACAGGAGUCACAUGCCAUCAUCCGUGAGUUGGCCCAAAACGAGGAGCACC
Molecule: messenger RNA, 2257 nt
Organism: Symbiodinium necroappetens
Lineage: Eukaryota; Dinophyceae; Suessiales; Symbiodiniaceae
Source: the annotation of a GenBank genome assembly